Seminavis robusta is the source of this 1516-nucleotide messenger RNA. NCBI's taxonomy places the organism in Eukaryota, Bacillariophyta, Bacillariophyceae, Naviculales, Naviculaceae. The record is from the annotation of a GenBank genome assembly.
UAGCCUUUUAAAAGAACAAUUUAUUUUUUACUUCCAAUGUGCAAAAUUGAUGUCAUGAAGCCAGAUCUUUAGUUAAAGCAAAAUGAACCGACCAGAAAGGAUGCCCGCAUCAAAUCUUCAUCGGGUCCUCUGGGAGGCCAUGCUGAUGCAGGACAACUGAAAGACCGCAAGGGGAAGCAGCGAGCACCCAUCUGUGCGGUGGGCCUGGUCAAUGGUUGCUAUGGAUGCCUGGUGUUGUAGCAAAGUUCACGGGGAAGCCAAGCAUGGAGGUGGCAAUUCACCCUAGCUACCCAGCUAUCUAGCUAGAUCAGCGUUCGUGCAAAGGCGGUACCUGGUACCUGGUAAUGCACCGGUAAGCACAUGUACCGGUGUCGUUGGAAGGAUUACAGCUCAGCGGGUUGAUAACUUUGGAAGCACGUCUCGAAGUACCGGUACGUAAGGUUAAAUAGUAAAAGUCAAGGGAAAGGGCGAUUGAGACAAGACUUGACUUCAAAGCGUCCCGCCCACAAAAAAGAUCGCAGCACUAAACAAAGCAAGAAAGAAACUCAAGACAUCAUCAUACCAGAAGGAAGAACCAUGGCCAACAUCAGACGCGACAAACUCGGGCUAGAACCGGCACCGCCAGCUGUCCAACAAAGUCUACUGGGCGUGAGUAGCUCAGAUAUUGAUGGUUACUACCUUUGUCAAGGACAAGGAAGUGGGUCAUAUGGUGGACACACGGUGUUCCGGACCUUUGGCGAAACCAUUUCGGUGCAAUGCAAUUUGAAUGGCCAAAUCUACAUUGGAGCCGGUCUGCGUUCCGGCAACACCAUUGCUGUGACCUGGAAGAUUCCCUUGGUCUACGCCAGUGUUUAUACACUGGAAACCAAUACUGACAACACACAACGAACCAUGAGGGGCCGCUAUUGCAAUGUCCCAGCCGAUGGUGCCUUUGGCACGGAAGUGCUGACGUUUGAUCGUCCCUUGGAAGACGAUUGGAAUGUGGGAGAUGCCUUGUUGGGAAAUUGGUCCAGUGAUGCGUUCUGGUAUCCCGGUACCAUUAUGGAAAAGCAAGAGGCACCAUCCCAAAAUAGCACUAACCGGUAUCUGGUGCGGUUUGCCGAUGGUGAUCAAGAAUGGCUGGGACCUUCCCGUAUGAUGAAGGACCGCCUUUUGGCUGGCGAUGUUCCCUAUCGAACCGGUGAUAUUGUCUAUGCCAAUGGCGGAGACAUCCAAGACAAUACGCUCCCAUUGGAAGCCCAUCGCAUUAUCCAACGGGACGGUGAUGACCUGGUUCUUCAAAUCGGAAAUCAUGGCCCUCCCAUCUCCACACAAAUGCGGUACAUUCGCACUCUGGCUCCUCGCGAAGCGCCCUACACUGUCCCUCCGAAUGAGUCCAUGGGCCUUCAACAAUAGUCCAGGUAGAAGAGCCACAAUCCACGAGCUGUGCUUUUGUGUGGCUGGAAGGCACACGCGGAACCCACAGAUUCCUACCAAAAGUUCUGUAGUCUGGGUCGCCGUUAGUCAAAAUUUGUUU